This is a messenger RNA of Anoplophora glabripennis (Asian longhorned beetle), 5483 nucleotides long. RefSeq names its product ankyrin repeat domain-containing protein 11. NCBI's taxonomy places the organism in Eukaryota, Metazoa, Arthropoda, Insecta, Coleoptera, Cerambycidae. The record is from RefSeq and is a predicted model, not a curated record. The transcript is spliced from 9 exons. Bases 370 to 4737 code for a protein of 1455 amino acids.
CCACUUCUGCCGAUCAGUCUUCUUGCAAACUUCACCUGAGAGGUAUUACCAACGCCGAGGUACCUGUUCAGUCGACCACGCGCGUGCUGUCGCGUCGUAUACGUUUGUUUGUUGACGGAAUUCUGUGUCGACGGUGAUUUUCGCUGAAACCGAUUGAUUAGAGUUUUCCCACAAGAGUAUUAAAAUUGUGAACUAAGCAUUUAUCGGGUUAGUGUUCCAGCCGAGUGUUGGAGUCUCCGCGGCGAGCGUGAGUGGUAGUCCUGCUGUACUGAGUGCUGUGGUGCCGCGGUUCCUGUCGCUUCCGCCAUUCCACCGGCGCUGGCCCGGCCUUCUCUGCUGCGAUCUAAGGAUGAGCAAUCAAUAGCUGGGAUGCCUGAUGUCAUCCGAACGGACUCUCAACGAUCGGACGCAUCCGUAAAGCCACGCGUGUCCUUCAAUAGGGACGUCCACGUGAAGCGUAUUGUGCCAAGGGAGAGCGCUCGUGUUGGUGGAGUAGUCAACGGGGACGGGGCGAGUCACCUGGUGGCUUCGCCCGUCAGGAAGGAGCGACUCAAAAAGUCUAAGAAGGAGCUUGCCGAAGAGGCCGCGCGGAUUCUCCAGCAAGCUGAUCAGAUUGACUGCGUCACAGGGAACAAAGGUGUGCGGCCUGAGAGAUUCUACACCUUACCCAACAGAAAAAAGAAGGACUACUCAUCGGCCUCUCUGGACAGGCGAAUAAAACGCAGAGGUUCCCUAGAACUAGUGCCACCGAAGAAACCGCCCCGUACUUUCGUGGCUAGUUCGCAACCCCCGCAGAAAACCUCCAUAUUCGACAUAUUUAAGAAAGAUAAGAAACCGGAACCAAAGAAAUCGAAUCUUCGUCGUAGUGUUAGUGAUGCGUCAAACUUAAAAUCUAAAACGUACGGUCCGUCGAAUAACGAACAACCCUAUAGGAAACGAUCGGGUAGUGAUGCUGAAGAUGUUCUAAAUAAUUCCCGAAACUCGAAGAAGCAACUGUCACCGAUUAUAGAGGUGACACAACGUGAAGACUAUUUUACACGGGUUGAUAUAGAGCAUGACAAAGAAAACAUCAACAAUAACGAAAACUUAAAUGAUUCGGUUAAGAGAAAUGACAGCGUAACUGAGAAACUUAAAGAGUAUAUUGACGAGGUAGACGAACAACUCUUCAAAGAAACUGGUGUGAAAAUUAGCCCACCGAAAGAAGAAUCUAGUGAACCCCUGCCUAUUAUUAUAGACGUAGAAAAAGCGGAAAAGAUCUCUGGAAAGAACAAAAAAUUCAAGGAUUCUGCUCUUGGUAAAAAACUAAAAUCGAUAACACACAAGAAGAGCAAAAUCAAUGAAGCUGGGAAGAAUAAGAAAUCACUGUCAAAAACCAAAGUCAAAGAAAAGGAGCCUGCUUCAAAGUCUGAGAAGCAGGUCAAAUCACCAGUGAAGGUAGAAGAGAAACCCAAAACCGAAGAAAAGGUACCUUUAGGUUCCCUUUCUCCAUCACCUAAGAUAAAGGCGGCGGUGGAAAAUUUCGAAAAGUUGAAUAGAACUUCGCCUACCAUGAUUCACAGCAGUCAAAAACCGGCGGAUAAGCUCCCUUUGACUAAAGGCCGGACCGUGAACUCAAUGGUAAAACGUCUUAGCAACGAUUCUUGUUCACCACCACCUCCUAAAACAAGUAUAAUGAUUACACCGCACGGCUCGGUGCAACAUAACAACAACCAACCAUUUUCUUACACCCGCGGUUUGAGUCCAGAGAAAUACAUGUCGAAUGAAAAUUUACCUAAUCCAGGAAGUCCUAUAAUUUAUGCACAAGUAGUUUGCGGUUCGAACGGUACAGGACCGGCAAAACAAACAGUGCAUGCCGCUUACCCAAAUGGAAAAAAACACCCCCACUCAGACUCCGACGAAGGCUUAGGUGGGGAAGAAAAUUCGGGCUUCAGUCGUUUGGACAAAAGUGUUACCCACUUCGGCGACGAUCGCUACAAUGGAAACAGUUUCAGGAAAUCCCGUGACGAAUACUUGGACGACGACAAGUUUGAAGAAGAGAGUCCUAUAACGCCGAAAUUCAGAAACCCAGCGUACCUAAACGGCUUUUCUGAUUACGAAAGGAAAAUAAAUGAGUCUUCCAGGUUGGAGUAUUCCGGAUACAUAGAUUCCUCCUCUAGGGGAAGAGGUGAUGGAAUGGAUGCCAAAAGACGCGAAAGCUUAACAGAAAACGAAAAUGGCUUCGCUUCAAAAACUUUAAAUGGUCAUGGUCGUACUGACCUGAGUGCCAGGAGGGAUUUGUUGGAGUCUAGGAUAAAAACCAGACUGCAAGACAACAGUUUGAGAAUUUCUCCUGAGUACAUCCAAAACACCACUCCUACCAACAUUUACAUCUCUGAAACUACUUCAAAGUACUACAGAGGAGGUUCAGCUAGUCCAGUAGGUUACACGGAGAAAUAUGUUUCGGAAAGUCGAACGGACAAAUACGGGCAGCCCCGUAAAGUCGAAUCGAGAUCCAAGCAUUACUUCGGCGAGCGUAAAGAUAGUUUAGAGUACGAAAACCACGUGAAAUCUAACGGUUAUCAAUAUAACGGCUUCGAUAGUGAGCCCAAGAGUUUCGAUUCUCAGAUAAGCGACUAUAGAUCAUCUCCGGAGAAUCGACACUUUGAAGCUAGUCAUAACAAGUCAAACAACAGGUAUAAUAGUAGGAGCGAGAACCAGAAAAUCUUAAAAAAUAGGGAUAUGUAUAAGUCAACUCCGGAGAUCCAUCAGAAAAGUUAUCGCGAAGAAUUCCACGACUCCUACCAUGAUUCCCUGAGAAGGGAUAAAGUAGAAAACAGGGUUACGAAUUCUUCAAAGUACAGAUCUGAGCGAUAUCUAGACCAGAGCGAAAGCGAGAGGAAGGACAAGUUUGGGGAUUCCGGAAUCGAAAACGACUUUAGGCGCGACUCUGGAGAAAACUUCCGCGUAAGCCGUCCCUCGAAAUCCAGACGGGAAUACUGCAAUGAAAGCGAAGACGAAGGGUUCGCUAGUUCUCUUCUCAUUGCCAGCGAGAGACAACACACUGAAGAUAAUAUCAAUCACAGGAAAAGAAGGGACUACGAUUCGGACAGAGCUAAUUCCAGGGAGGACGAUUCUUACAGGAACAUGGAACAUAUGGAUUACAAAAGCAAAGUGCGACACGAUUAUGUUCCCAGAGAGAGAAGCAUAGAUGAUGGAUCUCACUACGACCCCCGCAUCGAUAAAGAUGGGGACAGAUCCACUCUCAAACGCGUAGAUAAGAAGCCACCGAAGCCGGAGAAGAAGAGUGGAUUAGAAAAGGUUAAGUCGCUUUUUACACGUGACAGCAAAAAGAAGAAGGAAAAGCAGCAACCCGGAAUGGUACCUGAGGAAAGCUUGAGAGCAAGAUACGUGGAAUACAAGGGAAGAGAUACUGUUGAUUCAAAAUUGAAGAAGAAGCAAGUAAAAGACGUCCAAGCGAGCAACGAUUACAGCAACAGAAGACGACUGUCGACGCCGAGCCCAAGUCCCACGCGCGAGACCCAGCGGAACGGAAAAUCAGAAACCACCCACGGAAGCUGGUUCAAGUCCUUGGAUAGGCUCUCCAGAAAGAAGACCAAUAAGGAUGAGAGGGAAGGCAACUUCACUAGCGGCACGGAAGAGGACACCCCUACGAAACCGAUCCCCACGAAAAACCUCCGAUUCUUCGGCGACACCGACAUCGAGUCCAACGACAGUGUCCGCCACAGAUCCUCCCUCAAAACCCGACCUGGAAUCUCUUACAGAGACCGCACCAGGAGUCAGUCGACCAGAGACCUGCACAACAUCUCCGAGGAGUUACGAACGCCAGAACUGAACGUGAGGAAAAACAGCCACAAGUCCAUGAUGAAUAUAUCGGAGUCUGACAGGGACAUUAAGGGGUCCCGUGUGAGUCUGAAACCGCCCAUAUCUCCAAGUAAUAGGGCUCCAAGGGAAGUCCCCAGGCAGAGGGAGGAGAGGGAAAGAGGGCGGAGGAGGAAAAACGAAGUGAGCUCUGUGGAGAGCUCGACAGAGGGCGAUAGUAGUCAACAGUCGCAGAGGAGUAUUGUGUACCUUCACGCGGCUACUGUUGGAGACAUACCAGGUCCCGGUUACAUUCGCAACGGCCGAAGAGCUGCGUCUAGAGAAGAACUAGCGUCUAACGGCUCCAGCCGGAUCCAGCCUCAAGUCAAAACCCUAAGCAGAUCGUUCUCAGUCUUGGCACCAUGGAAACCAAGAUUGUCUAGGGAAGGUAUGGAUAUCGACUACACACAGUAUCCGAAACCUAGCAAAAACGGCAAAUACGAGCAGAGAGUUCCUAAAAACACGUCCAGUCGCAAAGACAACACCUCGACCCUCAAGAAAAAGGCACAGGAAACCAAAAAGAAUAACAACUCCACGUUGAAUAGAAGAUCUAAAAGUAAAGAGAACGUAUCAUCUCAGACCUUGAGGAGAUCCAGGGAGGAGUUGUCUAGGGGUUCCAGUUCCACGCUGUACAAGAAGAAGGAUAGGUUACCACGAGAAAACUCUAGAUACACCAAGGACAGGGAGGACAAAAAGAUAUCGUCCAAGAGUUUGUCAGUGGAAUCACUAGGAAGUAAUGGUAGGUCGAUGAGGAAGUCGAGGGACGAGAGCAGAGACAUAUCUCGGUCAGUUUCCAUGCCAAGAGACCCGGAGAAGUCUGCAGGAUGGUUCAAGAUGUCGAAGAAGAGCAAAAUAUCGGGAAGCACCCAGAGACUGUGAUCAAUCGUACUUUUAAAUGUAAAUAUAAGCAGAGUACAAGAUCAUGUGCCAUCUGCUGUUUCAGAGUCGUUCUCUCGCAUUUAAUGUCGAUUAAAUAGUGUCUGAGAUGAACCCACUGUCAGUUACUUUUAGUUAAUAUUUAAAAUGUGCCUUAUAGAUUUAGAUCACCUGACGGAUGCGGUUUCUUUUUCAUUACGCCAGAGAACCUAGUGAAAAGGAAACUGGAUUGUAUUAUUAAGUUUUUAAACAGCUUUAGGGCCGAUACUGCCUUCAGUUAAGAUUCCGUUAUCUAAUCUUACGAUUAGAGGGGUAUAUACGUAGUUUUCGUGUAUUUUAUAAACUAAUCGUGCUAUUGGCUAACCGAGUUUCAAUCGGAGUUGAAAACGUCGGUACUUACUUGCUAUUUUUGACCUAACACGACGUACUCUAAGAUUCAGUGUACUGAUACGAAAUAAAAAUGCAUUGAAUAAUAUGGUGCUAUAUUAGUUUGUAAUUGUACUUGUAAACUGUGUAAAUAACAUUCCUUGUUUUUUUUUUUUUGUAAAUUAUGGGUAAGGUAUUUAAUAUAAUUCUUAGGUUUUAUAUAUUACUUUUAAACUUUCCAGUUUGUUACCAAAUUGCUUAAUACGAAUUUGGACCUUGUAGAAAUGUCUGAAAGUAAUACAUUGUUAGAAGUAAUAAAACGUAUUUUUAGUCACUAAACAAAAUAUUGUGUAAUUAUGUGCUAUAUUAAACAUGAAUAAAAC